AUGCCGGGACCUCCAGAUCGUCUCCCUCUGUUGACAUCAUUGACGGGCGACAUCAUUCACACAGGCGACAUCAUUCACACAGGUGGCAUCAUUCACACAGGUGACAUCACUGGUACAGUUGAUGUCGUUGCCACAGGUGACAUCAUUGACACUGGUGACGACAUUGACACAGGUGACGUCAUUGACACGGGUGACAACAUUGACACAGGCGACAUAAUUCACACAGGUGACAUCAUUCACACAGGUGACAUCAUUGACACAGGUGACAUCAUUCACACAGGCAACAUCAUUCACACAGGUGACAUCAUUUACACAGGUGACAUCAUUCACACAGGUGACAUCAUUCACACAGGUGACAUCAUUGACACAGGUGACAUCAUUGACACUGGUGACAUCAUUCACACAGAUGGCAUCAUUUACACUGGUGACAUCAUUCGCACUGGUGACAUCAUUCACACAGGUGGCAUCAUUGGCACAGGUGACAUCAUUCACAUAGGUGACAUCACUGACACAGGUGACAUCAUUGACACUGGUGACAUCAUUGACACUGGUGACAGCACUGGCACAGGCGAUAUCAUUCACACAGGUGACAUCAUUAACACUGGUGACAUCAUUGACACUGGUGACAGCACUGGCUCAACUGACAUCAUUGACACAGGUGACAUCAUUGACACUGGUUACAUCAUUGACACUGGUGACAUCAUUCACACAGGUGACAUCAUUGACACUGGUUACAUCAUUGACACUGGUUACAUCAUUGACACUGGUGACAGCACUGGCUCAACUGACAUCAUUGACACAGGUGACAUCAUUGACACUGGUUACAUCAUUGACACUGGUGACAUCAUUCACACAGGUGACAUCAUUGACACAGGUGACAUCAUUGACACUGGUUACAUCAUUGACACUGGUGACAUCAUUCACACAGGUGACAUCAUUCACACAGGUGACAUCAUUAACACUGGUGACAUCAUUGACACUGGUGACAGCACUGGCACAGGCGACAUCAUUGACACAGGUGGCAUCAUUCACACAGGUAACAUCAUUCACACAGGUGACAUCAUUCAUACAGGCGACGCGCGUCGGACAUUUAGAUGUGCAUUUAGAACCAGCAAAUGA
Molecule: messenger RNA, 1119 nt
Organism: Liolophura sinensis
Lineage: Eukaryota; Metazoa; Mollusca; Polyplacophora; Chitonida; Chitonidae
Product: dentin sialophosphoprotein-like
Exons: 2
Coding region: 1-1119 (372 amino acids)
Source: RefSeq, a predicted model, not a curated record